Columba livia (rock pigeon) is the source of this 1839-nucleotide messenger RNA. It is a transcript of the gene POLR3H, whose product is annotated as RNA polymerase III subunit H. Gene Ontology annotation, molecular function: DNA binding; DNA-directed RNA polymerase activity. The transcript has 6 exons. Gene Ontology annotation, biological process: DNA-templated transcription; transcription initiation at RNA polymerase III promoter. Bases 394 to 1014 code for a protein of 206 amino acids. Gene Ontology annotation, cellular component: RNA polymerase III complex. The record is from RefSeq and is a predicted model, not a curated record. Lineage: Eukaryota; Metazoa; Chordata; Aves; Columbiformes; Columbidae.
AGGGAAGCACGCGUGGCGAGGCAGGUGGGUGAGGAGCGGCUGUGUUGGUCCGGGCGGGCUGCCCCGCUCUGGGCUUGCCCGCCGCGCUCCGCCCGCCUGCCGAGCGGCGUGGCUGUCGGUGCCCACCCCUCCCGUUACGACGGCGGCUGCUUGGCCGCCGACCCCCGAUAGCGGUUGCGUGGCCGCCCUGAACCUCCCCCCCCGCCCCGUAACGGCCGUUGCACGGGCGCCUUCAACCCCCCCAACCCCUCAUCCCCUCAUUUUGGCAUAACCGGGGUGGUGCUCCCCCGAGCUCCGUGCAAGCCGUCGGGGUAGCUUCCCAGGCCGGCCCCCUGUCAGUUGUUGGGGGUCAGGGUUGUGCUCUGGGUCUCCUCCGCGCUGCUCCGUGCUGCCAUGUUUGUCCUGGUCGAGAUGACCGACACGGUCAGGAUUCCUCCCUGGCAGUUUGAAAGGAAACUGAACGAAUCCAUUGCUGAAGAGCUAAACAAGAAAUUGGCCAACAAGGUUGUGUACAACGUUGGCCUCUGCAUCUGUCUGUAUGAUAUCACAAAACUGGAAGAUUCAUACAUAUUUCCUGGAGAUGGUGCAUCACAUACCAAAGUGCAUUUCCGCUACGUGGUCUUCCACCCCUUCCUGGAUGAGAUUCUGAUCGGGCAGAUUAAAAGCUGCAGUCAGGACGGCGUUCACGUUUCUAUUGGAUUCUUUGACGAUAUUGUCAUCCCACCAGAAUCCCUGCAGCAGCCAGCUAAGUUCGAUGAGGCAGAGCAGGUGUGGGUGUGGGAAUACGAGACGGAAGAAGGAGCCCAUGACCUGUACAUGGACAUUGGGGAGGAGAUCCGCUUCCGAGUUGUGGAUGAAACAUUUGUUGAUACAUCACCGACAGGUCCAAGCUCUGCAGAGGCUUCCACUUCAAGUGCCACCGAAGAAGUCCAAAAGAAAGAGGCGCCCUACACUCUUGUGGGAUCAAUCAGUGAGCCGGGCCUGGGCCUCCUGUCGUGGUGGACAAACAGCUAGCAGCAGUCAGAGCCUGCUCCACAGAAAGGCUUUCCAGUGGAUGUUUGGGGGAUUGUGGGAUCAUGCUGGUGCUUAUUGCUCCUCUGAAGCUGAAUGAGAAAUUAGACCUGUCAGUCUCUGUUUCCCCUUCAGCUUCCAACCUGCCAGAUCGAGACAGUCUCUUUCAAGAAAUGUCUUCACUGAUCUGUAGAAGUGAAUUUACAGGCACAAAAAGCCUGGAGCACAGCAGCAACAAACUCAGCUGGAGCUUUGGUCUCCUGCUCUGCAGGGAAAACUAGGGAGGUCUUUCCUUGCCUGAGUUAAGAAGGGAGUUGACUUUGGUGAGUGAAAGCAAGAGAGAAUGCCUGUCACAAAGUAUUGCUUCCUUGGGCUGAGCGCUUGGUUUUGGAGGGGUAGAAACCUGCCCUUCUUUCGAUGGGAAAUAAAGAAGAACCAGCAAAAGAAUAAACAGAGGCGCGGUACACUGGAGACCUGGAAAAUGCUGCUGCUGGGAGGGCAAGGGUCACUUUCUGCUAAGAGUGGGAACUGAACCCAUGGGUGAAGUCAGCCAAAGAGAACUGGAAUGGCAGUUAAUUUACCCAAAAGUAAUUUAGGCUCUAUGAAGAUGACCACUGUGGAAGGCUACAGGCUGCUUAUUGUGCUGAAUGGAAAUACUUCAUUGGGUGGGCUGUAUUUGUGUAGAAUGAGCUAAACUUUGCAGCAGUGUGGCUGAAAAUACAUAAUUAUGAACUGAAAUGGACCAGGGCUGCUUUGAGCAAGUUAAAUACUUGUUUGUGGGGGGUGUGUUAAUACCAGAAAUGGAAUAAAUAGUAAAAAAAAAACACA